Messenger RNA from Punica granatum (pomegranate), 1523 nucleotides. The record is from RefSeq and is a predicted model, not a curated record. Lineage: Eukaryota; Viridiplantae; Streptophyta; Magnoliopsida; Myrtales; Lythraceae.
GAAAAAUAUUCGAAACGACAUUUCUUGUCUGCGCAUUCAAUUCAUGCCUGUUCCCUUUACGUACUCAACCACCACCUCCUCCCUCCUCCCUCCUCCCUCCUCCAUUUCCUUGACGGAGAGUCACUCUCUCAUCGGAAUCCCCGCCGGAAGCUGUAGGAUGAUCGGCGUCGGUGCUCCAUUCUCCGGGCGCACAGCCCUACGCUUCCCAGCCGCCGCUGACCAGCCGAGCGGGAGCCGGUCGGUCGCCUGCAGUCCGGCCUGCUUCUCUGGCUUCCCGCCUUCGGCUCGACUGUGCCAGCGGAAGAAGCUGCGGUGUGGGUUCCGUUCGAUCCUCAUUUCGUGCAAGUCGUCGUCCCGGGGGAGCUCCGGCGGCAGAUCGGUCGGCUCUGAUGACGGCAGCGAUGGGGACUACCUCCCGGCGUCUCUGCUGCUUGCAGAGACUGUGUCUCACUACUGCAUGCUGCAGCAAGGAUACGAAGAAGAAGUAAAAUGGCUGAUCGCACGUCAAUUUCACCCUUUCUCUAUGCAAGUGAAGGGACCGAGAGCAGAUUCUGGUUUAAUUAGCCAGGAUUUCCUUCGUCGUUUUCCUAAUCCAACAAUUUUUCUUAAAAUCACUUGUGAUGGGGACUUUGUUCUGCCGAUUAUUGUAGGGGAAUAUUCCAUUGAAAAGCUCAUUGAUGCCCAUCGGGGAGAUGAUAAUCGGAAUUGUCCGGACCAGUUUCAGUUUGUGAAGAGCCUUCCGGAAAAAUUUGGUUACAAAAUAGAGAUGGUCAGGAUUACAGAAAGGGUGGUCAAUACUUACUUUGCCAGAUUGUAUUUCAGCAAGCCUGGGGAAACUGAGUUAUUUAGUGUAGAUGCCCGUCCGUCAGAUGCCAUAAAUGUAGCAUACAGAUGCCAGGUGCCGGUAUAUGUCAAUAAGCAGAUUGUCCUAACCGAUGCUAUUAGGAUUGGCUAUGGCGCAGACAGAUCACGUGAUGCGAGACCUGUUUAUGAUGUCUCACUUGACAGUGCUGCAGAAGGACCUGAUAUACUUGUUGAGGAACUUGAUCUCGUGAAAAGUAUGAAUUUAGCCAUCAAAGAGGAAAGAUACAUCGAUGCAGCCAUGUGGAGGGAUAAGUUAAGGAAGCUUCGCAAAUCAAAGACGUGAUCAUCUGCCCAAAGUUAAGGCUCCGCCCAUGAACAUUAGGAACGAUGACAUGCAUCUCUAUAUUGGCCCACCUGGCACAGUUGGCUCUAUUGGUUCCAAUUCUCUCGAUGUACCUAGCCCGGAUGCUGACAUUGUUAUAUGUAUACAGGGGGGUUUGCGAUUACUUACAAUAUCCUGGUGAGCGGUUGAAUGUCCACUCACGAAAUGUACAGAUUUAGGUAAUAGUUAACAGUUUGUACAGUCGUAACUCCAAUGACACGAUCGCCUGUUCCUCAUGCAAGAGCAUCGGUUUGUACUUGGACACUUUUCUAUGUAUCCAGCCAAACCUAAAACCUGUGGUAAAUGAAGUAUGUAUAUUUUUCUUGCGUUUUUUGCU